Alternaria postmessia is the source of this 1014-nucleotide messenger RNA. RefSeq lists its product as uncharacterized. The transcript has 3 exons. The record is from RefSeq and is a predicted model, not a curated record. NCBI's taxonomy places the organism in Eukaryota, Fungi, Ascomycota, Dothideomycetes, Pleosporales, Pleosporaceae. Bases 1 to 1014 code for a protein of 337 amino acids. Gene Ontology annotation, molecular function: oxidoreductase activity, acting on NAD(P)H.
AUGUCAAAUCAAGCAGCGUGGAUCCCAGAAGCGAAGGGCCAGCUUCAGGUCAAGGAAGCUCCCAUGCCAAAGGCGGGCAAGGGCGAGGUUGUGAUCAAGAACCACGCAGUUGCUGUCAACCCCGUGGAUUGGAAAAUCCAGGACUAUGGAAUCUUCCUGCAAAAGUACCCCAACAUCUGUGGUACUGACGUCGCUGGCGAGGUUCACGAAGUCGGUGAGGGUGUUACACAUGUCAAGAAAGGCGACCGCGUACUAGGACAUGCAUUUUCCCUCGUUACCAACGACCCUGCGCACGGCGGAUUCCAGCUCUACACCGCCUGCAACGCACUCGUCGUAUCCAAGAUUCCAUCCGACAUGAGCUUCGCGUCAGGCUCAGUCCUGCCUCUUGCCAUUUCAACUGCAGCCGCCUGUCUCUAUAAGAAGGAGACGCUCGGGCUACCGCUGCCAUCCUCCAAUCCCUCGUCUACAGGCAAAUCAGUAUUGGUAUGGGGCGGCUCGAGCAGCGUGGGUGCGACGGCGAUUCAGUUGGCGGCUGCAUCUGGCGUGAAGGUUGUCAGUGUGGCAAGCAAGCACAACCUGGAGAAACUCAAGGGCCUUGGCGCAACAGCGGCCUUUGACUACAAGGACCCCAAGGUUGCCCACGACAUCAUGGUCGCUCUCGAAGGCACAGAAUUCGCGGGUAUUUGCGACGCCAUCGGUACGCCAGAUGCCGCGGCUGCCUGGACACCAGUGUACGAGAAGCUCGGUGGACGCUACGGCUCCGUCUUGCCCGCUGCGGAGGGUCUCCCCAAGGGCAUCGAGGGCGCCAGUGUCUUCGCUCCAACUGUAGCGCUAGCUGACAAGUACAUUGGCGAUGUUGUCUGGGCGCAGUGGGUACCAGAAGCGCUAGAGAAGGGCACGCUGAAGGCUGUUCCAGAACCACUGGUGGUUGGAAAGGGACUGGAUGCGGUAGCGGAGGGCUACAAGAAGCAGAAGGAGGGUGUCAGCUUCCGCAAAGUCGUCAUCGAAUUGUAA